AUGUCUGGCGAUGUGUUCAGUGAACUUUCGGAUCAGUCUUUAACAGCUUUGCUGGAAUUUUAUGCCGAAGCCGAGCAGAGCAGGACCUUCGGUUUCGAGGAAGAUUGGCAACUGAGUCAAUUUUGGUACGAUGAUCGUACGGCUGAAAUACUUGCCAAAGAAUGUUUGCAGCAGUGCGUUGAUCAAAAGGGCGUCAUAGGAUGUAUUUGUUCACCGACAGUGUUCAUAAAAUUGAAAGAAACGUUUUGCUGUGAUUCAGUGAAAUUCAUUCUGUUCGAAUUCGACAGAAGAUUCGCAAAGUACGGCAGCGAAUUCGUUUUUUACGACUGCAACGGCUCUCUGGAUGAGCUCAGCAAUUUUCAAAACACCUGUGAUGUGGUCAUUGCCGAUCCACCUUUCCUGUCCAAAAAUUGUAUGCGAAAUAUUUUUCAGGCGAUCCAAUUGAUUACACGUGGAAAAUUCAUCAUUUGCACCGGAGUUGUGCUGGAAGAGUUUAUACUCGAACACGACAACGUGCAUCGAUGCGUGUUUGCACCGUCUCACAAGAACAAGCUUUGUAACGAAUUUCGAUGCUACGCCAAUUAUGUCACGUCAUAUCUCGAUUCCGAUGUGAGUGAAAAUGAGUGA
This is a messenger RNA of Soboliphyme baturini, 627 nucleotides long. Lineage: Eukaryota; Metazoa; Nematoda; Enoplea; Dioctophymatida; Soboliphymatidae. The record is from the annotation of a GenBank genome assembly.